This is a messenger RNA of Truncatella angustata, 834 nucleotides long. RefSeq lists its product as uncharacterized. Gene Ontology annotation, molecular function: oxidoreductase activity. NCBI's taxonomy places the organism in Eukaryota, Fungi, Ascomycota, Sordariomycetes, Amphisphaeriales, Sporocadaceae. The record is from RefSeq and is a predicted model, not a curated record. The transcript has a single exon. Bases 1 to 834 code for a protein of 277 amino acids.
AUGAGAUCAUUCACGGUAGCUGAAUUGAUGGCACCCGAUCUUGCACAUGCAAAAAACCGGCAUCAUGUAGCCAGUGCGGCCCAACAUCUUGAGCAACAUGGUAUUCUUAAGAUUAGCCUGGGGUUUCAAGAUCCUGACAGCCAGUACCUCGAGCAAUUGGUCCUCAGCCUUCAUGAGCAUCACGGUCAUCAGCUUCCGAUAUCACACAGUGCAUCGUGCGGGUGGUUCUGGAACGUUCGGCCAACCAUUAACACCCCUUUCCAAGCCUCUCAGUACCAGGCACGAUCGGAAACAGCGGAGCCGUUUCCCUGGCAUACCGAUUGCAGCUAUGAAGACUUGCCGCCACGAUACUUCGCACUCCACGUGCUUCAGCACGAUCGACUCGGCGGCGGAUCCCUUGCGAUCAUGAAUGUGCAGAAGCUGACCGAGCUGCUCUCCCCAGACACACAAACAUCUCUGAUGCAGCAAGACUACCGCUUUUUAGUCCCGCCGGAGUUCACCAAAGAGCCUGCAAAGAAGGAGAUCGUAGGUAGUGUGUUGGCGUCUCGGCGGGAAUUCCAACCCUACAUGAUGCGGUUCCGGAGAGAUAUCAUUAAACCAUUGACAGAAAGAGCGUCAAAAGCUUUGCAAGAGCUCGACAUGUCUCUGAGCGAUGAUAAAGCGAAGGAAUAUUCAACGCUGUAUCUUAGAUCGACAGACCUUCCCGCAGGGAGCAUUAUCCUGGUGGACAAUCGACGUUGGUUACAUGCACGAAGUAACAUCAAGGACCCGGAGCGGCACUUGCGUCGAGUGCGAUGGGAUGCCAUUCCCUUCAACGAUGCUCAUCUAGAAUAA